AUCAAGCAAGGAAGAAGAAAAAUACAUCGACCUGUUGGGGGCGGAGUAUUUUCUUUUUACUGCCAAAAAGCCAAUAAAAGGCUUUCGGCGUUUGCGUUUGAAACCGGGAUAUUAUAAUUUCCUGCAAAUAGGAGUGAAGCAACACAUGAACCAAGAAAAGAGCUGCUAACAUGGAUGCAAGUGAGGACCAAAACACCAGCACAAACACCACCACCACCAAUGGAAACCCUCAGACCAGCAGAACCUCCCGCCCACCGCAGAUUGCCCACAUGUCUCUUUAUGAGCGGCAGGCCGUGCAGGCACUUCAAGCCUUGCAGAGACAGCCGAACGCAGCGCAGUACUUCCAGCAACUCAUGCUUCAGCAGCAGAUCAACAAUGCUCAACUUCAUAACCUGGCAGCUGUGCAACAGGCUACACUUGCAGCGAGUCGCCAGUCUAACACCCCGAGUAGCAGCAUCUCACAGGCGGCCACCACUGUGAACCUCAGUACCACGUCGGCAGGGGGAACUGCAGUGACGCCUCGUCCCCACGGGCCAGCCACCUCUGCGACAACUACCGCCCUUAACCAGUCAGUGUUGUUGGGGGGGAACUCGCCAGGACAGGGGCAGAUGUAUCUUAGGGUGAACCGUUCUCUCAGGGCUCCGCUGGCCUCUCAGCUCAUCUUCAUGCCGGGGGGUACAGCAACAGCUACUGUUACUACAGUGGCCCAGACCCAGCAGCAACAACAACAGCAACAACAGACUGAAGCUCCUACCUCAGCCAGCGCUCAGUCUGAUAAUGAUCAGGUGCAGAAUCUGGCCUUACACUGUGUGUCCACUCCCAGAGCGGUCGCAAUCAAGUCCGAGCUCCCCGAGAGGAAAGAGCCUGGCAGCUUUCCUGUCAGUCAGCAGCAGCAAGUUCAACCCCAGCAGCAAGCGGCCAAAUCAUCCGGCAACACGAUGGCCGUCAAAAGCUCCAACCAGCCCGCGAUCAAUGUCCCUCCUUCCGCUGCGUCGGUGGCCCCCUCCGCCGCCUCCACUCCGGCGCUCCCACUUUCCCAGCUCCUCCUGUCGCCCUCGUCCGCCCCCGUCAUUCUGGUGCCCACCUCCAAUGUCCCUACCUCCACCCAGGGCUAUUCCCUUGGCUCGGUCGCCCCUAAGGCCAACGUCAACACGCAGACUCUGGUGGUGCAGCCCCUCCAGCAGGCCAGCGCUGUUGCCGACAAAGGCCCCGUGCCUAUCCAGCCCAAGACGGCGCAGGGACACCGCCUACCCGUGCAGGUGUCCCCCCGACAGCCGCUUCCUAUUCUCCCAGCCCCGCCCGGCAAUAGCCAGGCAGCCCACAAUCCCCCGCAUAUUCCAGUACAGCUGGUGGGGGCCAGGCAGUGCAUGGGGGGAAGCGUGCAGGCCGUGGCUCUGGCGCAGGUGCGAAAUGUCACAACACAGGAAAACGUUAACGCUAAUGCCACCUCACACAACACUUCUACAACUGUGAAUAAGUCUGCCAACGGCUCCCUGAAGAGGAAGUCGGACUGCGAUGCACCCAACGAAACGACUGCAGGUUCUUCCGAAUCUGUUUCGAUGAAAGACGCUGCUCCUGCUUUAACUCAGACAAAGGAGUCAGCAGCUCCUGUUCCCCCAGCCUCCUCGUUGCCACCCAACCUGUCCUUGCCUCUGCCGCUGUCGAGGGUGGGCCACAGCGACAAAGAGCGGGCGCCGCUCCCCCAAGCGGUGGUCAAACCUCAAGUCCUCACGCACCUCAUUGAGGGCUUCGUCAUCCAGGAGGGAGCUGAGCCUUUCCCUGUCGCCGGGCUCCUUAAAGAUCGUGACUUUGCCCUGGGUGCCCGUGUAGAGAAUGGCCCACCGAUGUUGAAAUGUGAGUACUGCUUAAGCCUGGCACCGGCCAGCCAGUUCAGAGGAACCAAGAGAUUCUGCACCAACACCUGUGCUAAGAGGUACAAUGUAAGCUGCAGCCAACACUACAAGUCAAGCAGAGGGAUAGGCGGCACUGCCGGGCCGCCGCCGCCUCCGCCCCCGGCCAAGAAUGCUGCCAGGCGCCGUGGACCCCCUCGCCGCAGCAGCUCCAAUAGCAACAAGUUGUCCGGCCAGCAUCGAAACGUCAAGUGCCACUCUGACUCCAGCCACUCAGAGGAAGCGUCCAGUGACGGCGACGAGGAGGAAGAUGAGGAGGAAGAGGAGGACACCCCUUCCCUUUCUCCCAGCUCCUCCCACUCACGCAACAACGCUCCCCAGUCGGACGCCUCGGCUCCCGGGACCCUCCCCAUGGAGACGGCCGGCUUCCUGUCGGCCACUCCAGCCCAGUGGAGCGUGGAAGAAGUGUGCAGGUUCAUCUCGUCGCUUCAAGGCUGCGAGGAGCUGGCCGCUCACUUCCUGUCCCAGGAAAUCGACGGGCAGGCUCUGCUGCUCCUCCGCGAGGACCAUCUCAUCUCGACCAUGAACAUCAAGCUGGGUCCUGCCCUCAAGAUUUGCGCCUCCAUCAACAGCCUACGCGAGUGACCAAUCGUUUACUCAUUGUCCACAGUGUUAUUUUGGGAUGUUGACACGACACUAUGAUUAACAGUUUACAUUUUGGACCUUGAAUGUGCCAAAACAUGUUUGGGUUUUUGGGGGCUGUAGUAUGAGUGAUGACAUUAACAAUGUUAACUACGCUAACCCAGUAGUGAGAACUAGUGUUUUGACUUGUUUUUGUACUCUCAUGUCAAGUGGUAGCGAGGUUAUCUACACAAAAGACAUGAUGCCUUCUUGCUGUAUUUAAAAUGGUGCUUCACUUUUUUUGAGUUCCUGUCCAUCAAGAAUGGAGGCAUUCAUAAUGGUUUCUGAAGUUUACUUUUGUAUUUUUCACCUAUUCUACUCUACAAAGUAUUUUUCAUGUCAAGUUUUCAGAGCUGUAACCAACUUACGAGGUGUGCCAGAAAAGCUCCAGGACUGGUGUCACAACGUAUAUCCAGCGGUGCCUUGAGAUGAGUUUCAUCCGUUCCAUGGCCAUGCUUGUAACUCAAAACACUCAAAUCACAUUUUCCCCAUUGAAAUGAAUAGAAAUUCCAUUAAUCCAUUACAGCCACCCCGCCCCAAAAUUUUUUUUUGUUUUAAUAAGAAUUGCAAUUUAUAAGAACAUAGUUAUGACAAUAAAAAUAGAACGUAAAGAUUGCCCAAAUUUCCAUUGCUGGGGGGGGGGUUAUAUCAGUGCGAUACUGAUGCUAUUCUUUAGCCUGUCUAUGGUGUUUUGCAUUGUUUGUUAGCAUUUAGCUAAACUGACUCAUCUAAAGCAAAGCUAUGCAGUUUGAAAUUCAGUGUAUAAUUCUGUUAGGUUGACAGUAAACUGCUUGAAGCCUUUUUAUUUUUUUUA
Molecule: messenger RNA, 3345 nt
Organism: Phyllopteryx taeniolatus (common seadragon)
Lineage: Eukaryota; Metazoa; Chordata; Actinopteri; Syngnathiformes; Syngnathidae
Gene: phc1
Product: polyhomeotic homolog 1
Exons: 14
Coding region: 171-2495 (774 amino acids)
Cellular component (GO): PRC1 complex; nucleus
Molecular function (GO): zinc ion binding; protein binding
Source: RefSeq, a predicted model, not a curated record